UUUGACAGUUACCAUGUGUAUAAUCUCAAGAAUCGUGAAAAAGUACGACGAGACGAAGAGAAAGCACAAGCUGAAGACGAAGCAAAAGCCGAGAGAGCAAUAGCUGCAGAACGAGAAUACCGUCUGAAUCUCCUCCGGCAACGUGCAAAGCAAGAACCAGUUGAAAACACGCAGAAUGCAAAAGAGAAUUUGGACAGACAAGCGGAAGAAACAUCAUCGCAGCAUGUUAAUUUAUGGGCAGAAUUGGAGGAAAAGUCAAAUAAAAUAACACGCACGAAUCCAGAGUAUGAAUCGGAGAAGAAAGCAAAAGAAGAUAAAUGGGAAAGAAACGUUACCAUGUACUUGGAUAAUGUUACUAAAAUCUCACUAAUACGCGAAAAGGAUGCUAAACGUCCUGAUGCUUCAAUUUAUCCAGAUCAAAGUCCGUGGUAUAAUGCAAAAUCAACAGAUGUGGAAAUAGGUCCUUUGGAUAAAGACGGAGAAAAACGAAAAGCAAAAACACUUCGCGACGAAAAAACCAAGACACGUCAAGAUCCUCUCUUAACUAUCUCAACAUCUCUAUCCAAGAGACAUAAGAAGUCCAAAUAUUCUUCAAUUUCAUCACUUCCCUCCUCGUCCAAGCACUCACAAUCUUCCCCGUCAUCUUCACAACCCUUAUCCACUAUUGAAAAACUGAGACAAGAACGUCUCGAGCGCGAGAACCAAGAACGUCUUCGCACCGAACGGUUACUAUCUCAAAUAUCGGGACAUUCGAAAUCGGCGGAUCCAGAAGAGAGUGAUCUUCCGCGUGGGAAUCUACCCAUUACGAACGACGCAUCGAAGAAUGAAAAUCAAGAGUCAAGUGAACGUAGACUAAGGACAAAAGAUAGAAAGAAUAAGGCACAGCAAAAAGAAUUGGUAGACGACACACUUGAUGGUGAAGAAGAAGAGUAUGUCAUGUCUCAUUAUGACAAACCACUCAAGGACAUACCACCACCACUUCCUUCCUCGUCUUAUUCUUCGCCGUCUUCACACGCUUCUGAUCUGUCGAAUCUCAAAGAACGGUUUAAUUAUGCUUCGCAUGUCUGUGCAUCGAUGAUAUUAAAUACAAAUAGGGGAGCUAAAUUUGCUCAUGCUAUUCUCACUGAAAGCAAGGAUCAGUAUAUGCUUAAUGAAUGUGACUCUGAGAAGUUUGUAGUUGUUGAACUAUGCAAUGAUAUUUUGAUCGAUACGAUCGUACUUGCCAAUUUUGAGUUUUUCUCGUCAACGUUCAAACAUAUUAAAAUAUACGCCAACAAUGAACAUCCGCCUAGAAAAGAAAGACCAUGGCGUUUGUUGGGAGAAUAUAAAGCUGAGAACACGAGGGAAUUACAGGUAUUCAAAGUAAAAGAUCCCCUCCUUUGGGCCCGUUAUAUUCGUAUAGACUUUGUAAGCCACUAUGGUCGUCAAUUCUUCUGUCCUGUCAGUCUUUUACGCGUACACGGAGUCACCAUGUUUGAAGAUUAUAAGCGUCAGGAAGAACAGUCCUCAACUCCCCCGCCUUCCGAUAUAACCGCAAAAAUAAAUAGAACUGAUGAUGAUGAUGAUUUUAUUGACUAUUUAAAAACCGAGGAAGCGACGCUAGAAAUGAUUGAUAAAAAAUUGAGUGGCGAGAGUGAGGGGAAAGGCGGCGAAGGAGAAAAAAGCGAAAGACGGAAUGGCGGGAAUGGGAAAAAUGAAGGAUCGAGUCCUGGAAAUGAUCUGGGAAGCGAAGAUGAUAGAAAAAAGAGCGGUAAUGAAUUAAGAGGUGAAAUUGAUAGAGAAACGAAUUCGGGUGAACGUAACCUGCACGGAGACGACGACCCAAAUCUUUUGCAUCCACUCUUUGGCUUUGAUUCUCUGUCUACGCUUCAAUGUCCUCGAUUACAUGACGAAAAGGGAAUAUUUAGCUACCCGCUCUGCAAAAUUACAGAUGAUCCAUAUUACUUUGUGUCAUUCUUCGACAAUGCACGAAGAAUGAUAGAUUAUCAACAUACGUGUUUGAAAGAUCAAUGUGGGCUCUAUGAAGAGAAUUGUGGGAACACAAGGUCAACAGGCAAUAGCGCUGUGACGACACCAUCAGCAUCGCCGUCAACACCUUCGCCUUCUUUAUCAACGCCCCUAUCCUCCUCCUCCCCUUCGAGUCUUCCUCAAAUCUCUCCCUCCUCUCAUCAACCGCCUUCACAAGAAGUUGCAUCCCCUCGCAUUCAAAAAGAAGACUCUGAUACUCAGAGCGUUUAUCAAAAGUUUCUCAAACGUUUCAGUGAUCUUGAAUUGAAUGCGCUCGCGGCAAAGAAAUCUAUGGAGAGUCAGAGUAAGAUGCUGAAAGAUGUCUUGAACAAGAUACAAACUCAGCAAUUUCAGAUUUUGGGUUUUAUGACCGAAUUAAACCACAAUGUGACAGGAUUGGAAUAUUCCACGCGUGAAACGAAAGCUGCGUUGGCUCGAGUUGAAAACACUAUAAGUGAGCAUGCCAGAGAGAUAAGGCUGCUAUCUAAACAGGUGGAACUUUACGCAGAGAUUUCUACGCUGGAAUACGUCGUCAUCGUUUGGCUCAUUAUUCUUACACUUGUCAUGGUUGCAGUAUUAUGCAAUUACUAUAUUUCGCAGAAAUUUCUCGACACCGUUCAUGGCGUGUACCGUAUGAUAAUAAAUGCGAUGAAAGUGUCAGUAAUGAGAUGGGAAUCAUGA
Molecule: messenger RNA, 2688 nt
Organism: Paraglomus occultum
Lineage: Eukaryota; Fungi; Glomeromycota; Glomeromycetes; Paraglomerales; Paraglomeraceae
Source: the annotation of a GenBank genome assembly